Serinus canaria (Common canary) is the source of this 1465-nucleotide messenger RNA. RefSeq names its product cyclin O (gene CCNO). Gene Ontology annotation, biological process: regulation of cyclin-dependent protein serine/threonine kinase activity; mitotic cell cycle phase transition. NCBI's taxonomy places the organism in Eukaryota, Metazoa, Chordata, Aves, Passeriformes, Fringillidae. The record is from RefSeq and is a predicted model, not a curated record. Gene Ontology annotation, molecular function: cyclin-dependent protein serine/threonine kinase regulator activity. Gene Ontology annotation, cellular component: cyclin-dependent protein kinase holoenzyme complex; nucleus; centrosome.
AUGGCAAAAUCGAUGGCAGCCGCUUCAGCUGGCCGCAUUCGUGGCUCUGCUGUCUGGCUUGUUCUCUGCCGCGCGAGAGUGAGGAGGCCGUGGUCGGGAGUGCCCAGACGACGGGACGGGCGGGGCGGGGUGCCCGGGAGGCGGGCGGUGACAGCUUUGCGGCCAGCACUCCGCUCAAAUAGCCAGUGCCGCGACCGGUGCGGACCUGGCACGGCCGCCCGCCCCAUGGUGACGGCGACUAGCGGGCGGUGCGGGGGCACUCCGGAGCGCCGGGGGCCCGGCGGCUCCCCUAGGGGCUGCCCGCGCCGCCCGGCACGGCGGCGGCGCCUGGGGACGGGGACGGCGGCGGCGGCGGCGGGGGAGAACGCGCAGGAGCUGCAGGCUUUCCGCGACUACGGGGAGAGUUGGUACCGCUCCCGCAAGGGGCUGGAGAGCCGCUUCCAGCCGCGGGAGCCGCUCGCCCGGCAGCCGCAGGUGACGGCAGAGGCGCGCUGCAAGCUGGUCAGCUGGCUCAUCCCCGUGCACCGGCAUUUCGGGCUCUCCUUGGAGGCACUCUGCCUGGCCGUCAACAUCCUCGACCGCUUUCUCGCCACUACCCCAGUGGCCGCCGACUGCUUCCAGCUCCUGGGGGUAACAGCGCUGCUCAUCGCCUGCAAACAGGUGGAGGUGCACCCUCCUAGCGUAAAAGAGCUCCUCGCCCUCUGCUGUGACGCCUUCACCCGCCAGCAGCUCCGCAACCUGGAGUGCAUCGUCCUGCAUCGCCUGGACUUCGACUUGGCGGCGCCCACCGCCAGCUUCUUCCUGGAGCACUUCAGCCAGGUGCGGCUGGAGGCUCGCGGGGCCGACGCGGGGGAGGCGGCGGACGCCCGGAGCCUGGCGGCGGGCGUCGCGGAGCUCAGCCUGGCUGACUAUGCCUUCACCAAGUACGCGCCCUCUCUGCUGGCCGCCAGCAGCCUGGGGCUUGCGGACCGGCUCCUGCGCCACCGCAGCCCCCUGGACCUGCGAAUCAGCGGCUACCCGGAAGGAAUCCUGCGGGACUGCAUGGACCAGCUUCAGCUCCUGGUAUCUCUGAACGGGCGGUCCCUGUCUCUCCUCCUGCCCUCGGAGGUGGCUCAGAAGUGCCCCUGGCUUGGGGAUAACCGCUGACAGCGAGUGGUGUUGUACACGGCUCUGACUCGGCGUUUGUACUCCACAAAGUCGGUGCAGUCUGAUCCACUAAGCCUUAGUGUCAUUGGAGCUUAAAAAUUAGAUGGCGUUUUGCAAACGAUUUUAUGUGUCAUGUCAUCUGCACUGUCCUUUUGCUGUAUUUUUUUAAGUCCAUCAUGCAAAUACUUUACUGAAUCUCACGUACUGUGUUAUUUAAUUGGGGAAUGGUCCAUAAAGAUAACGUAAGGACCAACUGAACGUUGAGUAAAUUCUUUUCUGCUUGUUACCUCUAUACGUUUAUUGGCUGGCAGUAUACAGA